AUGGUUCAACAAAUUAAAUCUGCUGCUGAAUUCGAAAAAGCUAUUGCUACUGAAGGUAAAUUAGUCGUUGUUGACUUCUUUGCUACCUGGUGUGGUCCAUGUAAGAUGAUCUCCCCAAUGGUUGACAAGUUUGCUGUUGAAUACACUGAUGCUGUUUUCAUCAAGGUUGAUGUUGACGAAGUUGGUGAUGUUGCUCAAAAAUACGAUGUUACUGCUAUGCCAACCUUCUUAUACUUCAAAGAUGGUAAGGAAGUUCACAGAGUUGUUGGUGCCAACCCAGCUGGUAUCAAGCAAGCUAUUGCUUCAAACUUGUAA
Molecule: messenger RNA, 315 nt
Organism: Vanderwaltozyma polyspora DSM 70294
Lineage: Eukaryota; Fungi; Ascomycota; Saccharomycetes; Saccharomycetales; Saccharomycetaceae
Product: thioredoxin
Exons: 1
Coding region: 1-315 (104 amino acids)
Molecular function (GO): protein-disulfide reductase activity
Source: RefSeq, a predicted model, not a curated record